UUUAACAUCAUUCCGGCGCUUCUGGUUUGACGAUGUGGCACUUGUAAACGUCGACAGGCGAUGAGCUGCUGCGUAUGCGCCUGAUAAAAUGCUGCUGUCUGCUUCGCCAUCGCUACGUUUCUCCGACAAGCAACAACUGUCUGACGUUCUCGUGAUAACGCUUGUUUAUCUCGUUUUAAACUUCUGAAGUUGGUUGUGCGCGAUCGUCCUUGAAAGUUGAUCGAGGGAGCAUGUCCAAAUUAUAUUAUCCCAUCACAGCGUGCCUUCAAAAGACGGAGAAAGAAAACAGUGAUUCUGUGGCAGUUGACAUGAGUGGGCAAGACCAGCAAGGGCAGUCUGCAAGCUUCACAACACGUGGCAGCCAGGAGUGCAGCAGUAGUGCAGAUGCCAGUAGUCAAGGUUGGAUUCAGCGUGUCUCAUCUGGUGUCUACAACGCAGGCGUCAGUGGUGCCAAGCUGGUUGCGUCAACAACGUACAGCGUUGGUAGCGGUGUAGUGAGUGCGGGUUCUAAUGUCGCACGCAAAUUCGUACGAAAACCAAAAGACAAAAAUGAAUAACGGAAUGGAUAUCAGGAAGGAAGGACUACAUGAGGGAUGCAAGUGGCCUCAGGCAAUUUUUAUCCUUGUACGAUAUUGUUAAAAAUUGGUUCGCAGCAA
Messenger RNA from Ornithodoros turicata, 656 nucleotides. RefSeq lists its product as uncharacterized. The coding region runs from base 231 to 557 and encodes 108 amino acids. The transcript has 3 exons. NCBI's taxonomy places the organism in Eukaryota, Metazoa, Arthropoda, Arachnida, Ixodida, Argasidae. The record is from RefSeq and is a predicted model, not a curated record.